AUGCGGUGGCGGCUGCAAAUGUUUCUCCAGAGGAAACUUAAAAUCAGCUUUCUCUUUCUUCUGUUCUCGGCCCUUCUCGUGCACCUGCUGGUGGAUUUUGCUCUCCCCACAACCCACAGGUCCUGUGGCUGCAAUACUAAAGCAUCAAAAGCUGUGGGUGUCCCGUCAGGCAGCCCCAUGCCGGCGGGCCUCAAAAAGCUGAGCCUGCGGAUCCUUCAGGAUUUCAGCGGAAGCAACGGCUCCUUGGAGAAAAGUUCCCAGCCAGAGAGAGCGGGGCUGCACGCAAGGGCUGGAGAGCCAGGGGUCCAGCAGCAUGGAGAGGCGAAUGCAGGGUGGUCCAAGGGAUCAAAGCUGGCAGCACUCUUCGAGCAUCCUCUUUACAACAUCCCAGUCCCAGAGGUGACAGAGAAGGACAAGCUGUUUGUCGUCAACCCCAUGGAGAGGUUCAGCCUGCACAGCAGUGGGAGUGACGAAUGGGUCAGCAGCAGUAAAGCCGAGGCGCUCCUCCCGACAGGGAAGACAGCCUACGACACCUACCCCACGUGGCUCAAAUUCCACAUCGGCAUCAACCGCUAUGAGCUGUACCCCCGCCGGGACCCCUUGCUGCCCGCUCUGCUCCGGGAUCUGGCCACGCAGAGGAUCGUCAGCUCAGUCCAGAAGUCCGGCGGGACCCAGCUCAAGCUCAUCAUGACGUUCCCAAACUAUGGGCAGGCCCUCUUCAAGCCCAUGAAGCAGACCCGGGACCAGGAGACCCCCAUUGAUUUCUUCUACUUCUCAGACUUUGAGCGGCACAAUGCAGAGAUUGCAGCCUUCCACCUGGACAGGAUUCUGGAUUUCCGGCGAAUCCCCCCGGUUUCUGGCCGUUUGGUCAACAUAACAAAGGAAAUUCAGGAUAUCACCACAGACAAGAAACUGGCCAAGACUUUCUUCAUCUCCCCAGCGGGAAACGUCUGCUUCUACGGGGAGUGCUCCUACUACUGCUCCACGGAGCACGCCCUCUGCGGCAAACCGGACUGGCUGGAGGGCUCCAUGGCUGCCCUGCUCCCCGACAAGACCCUAGCCAAGCGCCGCUCCUGGCGCAGCCCCUGGCGCCGCUCCUACCACAAGAGCAAGAAGGCUGAGUGGGAGCUGAACCCCAACUACUGCGCUCAGGUGCGAGAGACGCCGCCCUAUGACAGGGGCCAUCGCCUCCUCGACCUCAUCGACAUGGCAAUCCUCGAUUUCCUCAUGGGCAACAUGGACCGGCACCACUAUGAGACCUUUGAGAAAUUUGGGAAUGACACUUUCCUGCUCCACCUGGACAACGGUCGCGGCUUCGGCACACACUCCCGCGAUGAACCGUCCAUCCUGGCCCCUCUCCAGCAAUGCUGCAGCAUCAAGAAGUCGACUUACCUGCGGCUGCAGCUGCUGGCCACCGAGCCCUACCGGCUGAGUGACGUGCUGCGGGAGGCGCUGGCCGCCGACCCGCUGGCCCCCGUCCUGGCUGAGCCCCACCUGCAGGCGCUGGACCGGCGCCUGGGGAAGGUGCUGCUGGCCGUGCGACACUGCCUGGCCAGGGCAGCCCACCAAGAAAAGGUGCUGGUGGAUGAUGUGGGGUCGUGGAUGUGA
This is a messenger RNA of Melozone crissalis (California towhee), 1608 nucleotides long. RefSeq names its product extracellular serine/threonine protein kinase FAM20C-like. Gene Ontology annotation, biological process: protein phosphorylation. The transcript has 10 exons. Lineage: Eukaryota; Metazoa; Chordata; Aves; Passeriformes; Passerellidae. Gene Ontology annotation, molecular function: phosphotransferase activity, alcohol group as acceptor. The record is from RefSeq and is a predicted model, not a curated record. Gene Ontology annotation, cellular component: Golgi apparatus. Bases 1 to 1608 code for a protein of 535 amino acids.